Messenger RNA from Penicillium salamii, 1584 nucleotides. Lineage: Eukaryota; Fungi; Ascomycota; Eurotiomycetes; Eurotiales; Aspergillaceae. The record is from the annotation of a GenBank genome assembly.
AUGGCAUCCCUGAGCCCCACACAUAAGACACCCCUACCAUCAAAGAUAUCAUUUUGGCGCAUGGUGUUCGAUCAAAGUGUGACCACGCAACGGAUUUUUGGACACUCAUAUCCCGGCAGUGGCACCAAACAAGACCCUUUUGUUGUGUCAUGGAUCGACGAAGAUCCGCGCAACCCCAUGCUGUUCAAAGAUACGUCUAAAUGGGCGAUAACAUCUCUCGUCUCAUUGGCCACGUUUGUGGUCGCUCUCAUCUCUUCUGCGUACUCGGGUGCCGUGGUGGAAAUUGUGGAAUACUUUCGAAUCAGCGAAGAGCUCGCGCUUGUCGGAAUCUCGCUUUAUGUGAUCGGGUUCGCCGUGGGUCCCCUCAUCUGGGCACCCCUAAGUGAGAUCUAUGGUCGUCGUCUUGUUUUCAUCCUGAGUUCUAUGUUCCUAACGGCUUUUACUGCUGGAGCCGCUGGAGCCAAAAACAUCCAAACCCUCAUCAUCCUCCGUUUCUUCGCCGGCACCUUUGGCUCCGCGCCAAUGGCUGUGUCCGGGGCUGUCAUUGCAGACUUAUUUCCUCUUAUCAUCCGUGGCUUGGCAAGUGGUCUUUUUGCUGCAGCUCCUUUCCUGGGUCCGGUCCUAGGUCCCCUUUUUGGGGGCUACAUUGCCAAAGCAAGUGGUGGUUGGCAAUGGGUCCAGGGCUUCCUUGCAGCAUUCUCUGGGGCUUUGUGCUUGGCGAUCAUUUUCUUUCUGCCAGAAACUUAUGCACCAGUGCUCCUUCAAAAGCGGGCUCGAGCACUCCAAAAAUCCACCGGCCAUGUCUAUCGCAGCAAGAUGGAUGAAAAGAGAAUGAAACCUAGCAAGGCGCUGACCGCUGCACUUUCACGACCCUGGGUUCUUCUCUUCUGUGAACCUAUCGUGUUUUUGCUCUCGCUUUACACAGCCAUUAUCUAUGGUAUCUUAUACAUGCUAUUUGCAGCAUACCCUAUCGUCUUCCAGAAUGUCCGAGGCUGGAGCGAAAGUCAGGGCGGACUCGCCUUUCUCGGGAUCCUGGUCGGCAUUCUCAUCGCAGUCGCGUAUAUUUGUCUCGCUUUCCUCGACUACAGGAAGCGCGCACUCAAGGUCUCCCCCGGUCGACUUCCUCCCGAGGCCCGCCUCCCACCCAGCUUCCCAGCAUGUAUAGCUCUGCCCAUCGGUCUAUUCUGGUUCGCUUGGACAAGUCAGACAUCGAUUCAUUGGAUGUUUCCGGUAGCCGCUGGGGUUCCCUUUGGAUUUGGGAUGGUCAUGGUCUUUCUUCCCAUUCUCAACUAUCUGGUUGAUGCUUACACGAUAUACGCCGCCUCUGUCCUUGCUGGUAAUUCAAUGCUCCGCUCCGUCUUUGGGGCGGUCUUCCCACUAUUUACAACUUACAUGUAUCGUAAUUUGGGGGUAAACUGGGCGUCCUCUAUAGCUGCUUUUCUGUCGGUCGCGUGUGCUCCGAUGCCAGUAUUGUUCUGGCUGUACGGAGCAAAGAUUCGCAAGCGCUGUCACUAUGCUGCUAAAUCUGAAGCAUUCAUGAAUCGAGUCUUUGGAGGACCGGUGACACAAGUCAAAUCAAAAUAG